AUGUUGCCUGUAAGACCAGCCAAGAGAGUUUUCUCCGGCGCCGGAGACUUUACUCCGGGAAGGAAACGUCGGCGAUGUGUUUCUUCCAAUUCUCCGGCUACGGAAGCCAAAGCCGGACCCGAUUUGCUUGAUUCAAUCCCCGACGAUCUUGUCGUUUCUAUCCUUUGCAGACUUGCUUCUACGGCUCGAUGUCCUGCUGAUUUCAUCAACGUUUUGAUGACAUGUAAGAGGUUAAGCGGGUUAGCUACGAAUUCUCUGGUUUUAUCAAGAUUGUCUCCAAAAGCUAUUGCCAUAAAAGCUCAGAAUUGGUCGGAAUCAGCUCACCGGUUUCUGAAACGCUGCGUCGACGCCGGAAGUCUCGAAGCUUGUUACACUCUAGGAAUGAUUCGGUUUUACUGUCUGCAAAACAGAGGAAACGGCGCGUCGCUCAUGGCUAAAGCCGCCGUUAGCUCUCACGCGCCGGCUUUAUAUUCCUUAGCGGUGAUUCAGUUCAACGGAAGCGGCGGUUCCAAGAACGACAAAGAUCUUCGUGCCGGUGUGGCUCUAUGCGCUCGUGCGGCUUUCCUCGGUCACGUCGACGCGCUCCGUGAGCUUGGUCACUGUCUCCAAGAUGGUUACGGUGUUCCUCAAAACGUCUCCGAAGGUCGUCGUUUCUUAGUCCAAGCCAACGCUCGUGAACUCGCCGCCGUUUUGUCCUCCGGGAUGACUGCUCGGUCGUGGCUCACUUUGUCACAGCCUCAGAUCCCUAACUCUAACCAAAUCCAUGGACAUGGUUGUCCUCUGCUCAGCGAUUUCGGGUGUAAUGUACCGGCACCGGAAACCCAUCCGGCGAAUCGGUUUUUAGCGGAUUGGUUCGCCGUACGAGGUGGAGAUUGUCCCGGAGAUGGGUUGAGGCUGUGUUCUCACGCCGGAUGUGGAAGACCGGAGACGAGGAAACAUGAGUUUAGGAGAUGUUCGGUCUGUGGCGUUGUGAAUUACUGCUCACGCGCUUGUCAAGCUCUGGAUUGGAAACUCCGACAUAAGAUGGAUUGUUCUCCGGUAGAACAAAAUGACGCCGGUGACGGAGAAGGUAACGUCCAGAUUGACGGAAAUGUUAACGGUGAUAACGUAUUGGUCCCUAUGAGUUAA
Molecule: messenger RNA, 1128 nt
Organism: Arabis nemorensis
Lineage: Eukaryota; Viridiplantae; Streptophyta; Magnoliopsida; Brassicales; Brassicaceae
Source: the annotation of a GenBank genome assembly